UGUCACCGUUGACCAAGAACAAUUUUCACGUUAGCGUUUUUAGUGUUGUUAUUUAGACAUUUAUUAACACCAUGGAACUUAAAAUAUGACAAAUUGAACUGCACAGCAUCACAUACUUACCCCAGGUAGUCGUUAAUUCGUGUUGGAGACAGGGCUUGGUUGAUAGAUGUUUUCUAGCUAGGUGGUAACGUUAGCUAACAAUGGCCAAUUGUGUGGUUUUUCACACUCAAAUAGCCUCCAUAAUGGAGGUGCUAGCUAAUGCAGCCGUGGCAGAGAUCUGUAAACUCGUAGACGACGACUAUGCAGUGUUCCGUUUGGAAAUUUCUCAAAGCCAGAAAGAAAACAGGGGAUUGCGGAGGAAACUACAGCUACUGGAACUGAAGGUGGCACGGGAGCGCGCAGAGAGGACAACGCGAGAGCGCGUCCUCGCCAGUCGUCCAGGUAGUUUCAAGAUCCUCGACCGAUACAGAGGAAUGGCAAGAGGUGAAGGACAUCUCACUGGAGGACACAGGAGCUUUGUGAAGACAGCGGGACACAAUAAAUGGAGAGAUAACCAACCAAUCACUGUUGAUGAGGGGAGUGGAACCUCAACACAGCAUGUUAUCGUGAUAGAGUCUGCAGAUGCAGAGGCUGCUGGUCCUGGGGUCAAGCUGGAGAGGUCUGAAGGAGAGGAGGACCCACGGCACAGCGGAGACAUCCAGACUGCAGCACCCCAUGUAGCCACGGAGGACCCCACCUCCGCCCCAGUGCCGCCCAGGACCCGACCCAGUAUCACGGAGGUCACUGGAACGCCGAACGCCGUCCUCAAGUCAGAGAUAGACACGGAUACAUUAACUGCAACACACAGGCUCUUACACACAGGAUCUGACCACGGAUCAGACCCAGAGAGAUUUGGGCUGGGGCCACUGGGCUGUCCUCCUUCUCCCGGCUCAGAGUACUUACCGGUAUUUCACCAGAGCCAGAGGACGGUUCAUUCCCGUGGAGAUGGUGAUGGUGAGGCGUUAGACACUGGCGGUGAUGUUCCGUCUUGUUCUUACUCUACAGAGAUGGACCCUGGCAACAUGCCCUUGGGUUUAGAGACACAGACUGAUCUGUCUAGAGGGGACUGGAACCAGUACAGUAGUAGUGUAUACUCUGAAGGGUGCCUAGAUAAGAAAGGGGAGGUUAUAGUCGUAGAUGAAGUGACUGUGAAAGUGGAGGGCGACUCUCCUCUGACCUUGAAUGCAGAUGAGACUCACUUCAGAGAAGGACACUCACAAGGCAGAGAUUUCUUAGAUUAUAGGGAAAGCUUAGAGACAAACCCAAAUGUCGCGAUACACUCCCCUUUACACACGCUCAAGGAUCUCGACCCAGUGUCCAAGUCGAUGGGGCCUUCCGAUCAGAUAUUGAACUCAAAGGACCAAAGGGCCAAGGCUCGUGGAGGGGGAGCAACAUCAGGCAAAGGUAAAGAGAAACGGUUUCUCUGCAUGUUCUGUAACAAAGGCUUCAGCUGUCUCCAGAAGGUGGAGAUCCACCAGAGGGUCCACACAGGGGUGAAACCCUUCAGCUGUACCCAGUGUCAUAUGUGCUUCGCUGAGGCUGGCAACCUGAAGAGGCACCAGAGGGUCCACACAGGGGAAAAACCCUUCAGCUGUACCCAGUGUCAUAUGCGCUUCUCCCACUCGUCCAGCCUGAAGAGGCACCAGAGGAUCCACACAGGGGAGAAAUAUUGAAGCUGCCCCGAGUGUGAGAAGAGGUUCUCCCAUCAGAACUAGCUGAAGAUGCACCUGAAGGUCCACACGUGAGAAAGGCUGUUCACCUGUACGCAAUGUGGGAAGAGGUUCUCAGAGAGGAGCUACCUCAGAAUACACCAGCAGAAAAAACAUUCCACUAAAUAGCUUCUGACCUUCAGCUCAAACCCUGCAUUAAAGACAAUAUAUUAUUUUUCAUUAUUGUCAGCAGAAAAGGUCCACAGAUGCAUUUGGAAUAACGAGAGUAACAGAUUUCAAUAUUGAAUAUUCCUGGGUAGAAUAUUGCAUCCAGACAUUUUGUGAUAUAUAAGCCUAAAAAGUCUGUUACAUAUUGUGUUGGUACUGUGCAGGAUAUAUGAUGUUCAUUACUUCCAUUCAACUACUUCUUUUCCCAAAGACAAUUUUAACGAGAAAAUGUAUGCAGUUUAUAAAGUUUAGGGCUGUCCCCGACCGAGUCGUCUGAUCUUUCGACCAAUCGCUUGGUCUAAAUUUUAAAAGUGUAUUUUUCCAUAUAUGGUUUUAAUAAAAUUAACUGUAUGCACUGAGAUUGUCUGAUGCUUUAAAGGGGUAUUGCACCCGCUGAUUUGGCCUC
Molecule: messenger RNA, 2322 nt
Organism: Coregonus clupeaformis (lake whitefish)
Lineage: Eukaryota; Metazoa; Chordata; Actinopteri; Salmoniformes; Salmonidae
Product: zinc finger protein 850-like
Exons: 3
Coding region: 201-1712 (503 amino acids)
Biological process (GO): regulation of transcription by RNA polymerase II
Molecular function (GO): RNA polymerase II cis-regulatory region sequence-specific DNA binding; DNA-binding transcription factor activity
Source: RefSeq, a predicted model, not a curated record